AUGAGCGCAUCACCCGUCAACAACGGCUCGAAUGGCGCAGCAGCUCCCACAUCAGUCAACGAAGCGCGCGACCCUUCUGGAUUCUUGAGCGAGAUCAUCGGCGCACCCGUCACUGUCAAGUUGAACUCUGGAGUCGUCUACAGAGGUGAACUGCAGUCUGUCGACGGCUACAUGAACAUUGCGCUCGAACAAACAAAUGAGAUCGUGGACGGCAAGGUCAGAAGGAAUUACGGAGAUGCUUUCGUGAGAGGAAACAAUGUCAUGUACAUCUCCGCCGACUCAUAG
Aureobasidium melanogenum CBS 110374 is the source of this 285-nucleotide messenger RNA. RefSeq names its product U6 snRNA-associated Sm-like protein LSm6. The transcript is spliced from 3 exons. Gene Ontology annotation, biological process: mRNA splicing, via spliceosome; maturation of SSU-rRNA. The record is from RefSeq and is a predicted model, not a curated record. The coding region runs from base 1 to 285 and encodes 94 amino acids. Gene Ontology annotation, molecular function: RNA binding. NCBI's taxonomy places the organism in Eukaryota, Fungi, Ascomycota, Dothideomycetes, Dothideales, Saccotheciaceae. Gene Ontology annotation, cellular component: sno(s)RNA-containing ribonucleoprotein complex; nucleolus; P-body.